This is a messenger RNA of Rhopilema esculentum, 2480 nucleotides long. RefSeq names its product 2-acylglycerol O-acyltransferase 1. Gene Ontology annotation, molecular function: diacylglycerol O-acyltransferase activity. Gene Ontology annotation, cellular component: endoplasmic reticulum membrane. Gene Ontology annotation, biological process: triglyceride biosynthetic process. The record is from RefSeq and is a predicted model, not a curated record. Lineage: Eukaryota; Metazoa; Cnidaria; Scyphozoa; Rhizostomeae; Rhizostomatidae.
GGUGCUCUUGUUCAAGAAGUUGGAACAAGCACGUGAAAGUACCGUGUUUCAACCAAAGUUAUAUGUUGCUGUUGUUGCUCAUAUAUUUUUGCUCGCAUUGGAAACAAAAUGGCUAUCGUAGAGUUCGCUCCAAUUCGUAUACCUUUCUACAGAAGACUUGAAACACUUGCCGUCGCUAUUUAUUAUUAUUCAUUUUAUUUUGGAUCAUUUAUUGGCGCAGUUGCUAUCUUGCUGAUUCUUUUUAGCUCGUAUUAUCCACUUGCAUUGCUCUACCUCGGCUGGGCCUAUUUGUACGAUACAAAAACUCCUAGCCAUGGUGGCAGGCGUUCGAAGUUCAUGCGGUCUUUGCGCAUUUGGAAGUACUUCAGAGAUUACUUUCCAAUAAAGAUGAUCAAAACAGUUGACCUUGAUCCACAAAAGAAUUACAUUUUUGGCUAUCAUCCACACGGAAUUCUCUGUGCCGGGGCAUUUUGCUGUUUCGCCACUGAGGCUACUGAUUUUAGUCAGGUCUUCCCAGGAAUCACUCCACAUCUUCUUCCUUUGUUGGCUCUGUUCAAGCCACCACUUUUUCGUGACUACAUAAUGUCCUCAGGAAUGUGUGAUGUGACAAGAGAAAGCUGUGAAUACAUCUUAACCAAGAAAGGCAAAGGUAACUCAAUAUGCAUUGUAGUUGGUGGAGCAGUGGAAGCCCUUGAUGCGCAUCCAAGCAAAGACUAUGUACUUAUUGUCCGGAAAAGAAAAGGAUUUAUAAGGCUUGCUUUAAAAACAGGGUCAAAUCUUGUUCCUGUCUUUGCGUUUGGAGAGAACAAUCUGUUCAACCAACUCAGCAACCCAGAAGGAUCAAGGCUAAGAGAUAUACAGACCAAAAUUCAGAGCUGGAUUGCAUUUGCUCCUGUCCUGUUUUACGGUCGUGGAAUUUUCCAAUACACAUUUGGUUUUAUCCCCCACAGAAGACCUGUCAAUGUUGUCAUUGGCAAGCCAAUCGAAGUUGAGAAAACCGAAAACCCGACAGACACAGACAUCCGGCAUUUGCAGGAGAGAUAUGUUGAUGCGCUCAAACAACUUUUUGAAGAAAACAAGGAGAAAUACGAGGCUAAUCAGUCGGUCAAUCUGGUGAUUCACUGAAUUACGUCACUUAGAACUCAACGAACUUUGCUACAACCAAGAUUUCAACAAGAUAAUUUAUUUUGUUUGCAAUCAUCUCGGCGAUCAGAAUUAUGUCAUGAGAUACAUUAACGUGGCAAGUAAUUUUUGUUUUUUUAAAUCAGUUCGGGGCACUAUAUUUUGUGCAGCGGGUAACACGUAACAUUUUUUUGAUACCUUUUAUGCAAAAUUUGGCCAAUCAUUUAUAAGCAAGUUUCGAUUUCCUUUAAUGUUAAAACGUAGUUUUACAAUGUAUAUAUACAGAUUAAUGCUAAUGAGAUAAAAACCGCUGCUUUUCAUUUCAAACACCAGCAGCUUUCGAUCUGGUUCCAACUGUUUUGACACUCAAAUGAUUUUCUAUUAAUUAUUUUGUACAGUUAGGCUGCAUUUACCAGCAAAGCAUAGGCCACACUUUACCCAACGUUUUUGUUCUGUUCUCGCCGUGAGCGUUGCCAUUUUCAUGCAGUAGGCGGAUUUGUAGGGCGAUACCGCAAGGUCCCUAUUUGUUUUCACAUAUCGCCCGGCUUAUUUUAGACGAGCCAAAAUGCCUUUCUUUUGCCCUCAAAUGGAAUAAUGAUAUAUCCGACAACGGUGGACCAUCCGUAGAUUUCUCCACUAUUUGCAGUUCUCGCUUUUUCAAAGGUCUCCAAAAGAUAAUCUUUAUUCAUCCCUUUUCCAGAUCCCGGGUCUUUUUAAUGUAGGAUAUUGUUUCUUCACUUAAUUUCCCAGUUUGACAUUAUGAAUGGUCAUCAGAUUAUGAGAAAUGUUUUCCGAUUCAGAAAGACGAUAAAUUUUUGCCUGAGAAAAAAGGGAAAAAUACUUCUGCUUAAAAAUCUAAACAAGUCUUAAAAUUUAUCGAAAGGAAGUGCGUCAUCUAAGUUGGCAAUAGACACAAGCCACUCUAUUGUGCCAGAGUUUUGGCAUUUGCAUAAACAAGAUAGGCCCUCGCCAGUUGCCUUGAUAAAUAAAUUUGUUGAAUCCUUCCCUUGUUCGAGUAUAUGCGCCAUACUGCCGUGGAAUUAUGUUGGUGCAAUGUCCGCCAAAAGUCUUGGAAGAUUUUUUCCACAGGUACCUCUGUUUACAUUGCUGCAUUUCAUCCACACAGAUAUUUUAAAUUAAUAUCUUUAAUUAGAUUAUAAUUGAGUAAAAUCAAAGUAGCUACAAUUUUAUUAGAUACUCAAGCCAUUACAUGCAUGUUGUUCAUUUGUAUUGAAUUUGAUUUGUGAAGUAGAAUGUUAAAUUAUAAACUAUUCGCUUCAGGAGUAUUCCUAGUUACACGAUUUAUGCUGUCUAGAAUCUUAAAUUGCUUCAGAAGAGACAAAUCCAUUUAAGAUUUA